AUGGAGAGCCCUCACGAGCACCAGCAGAACCUCCUGCUCUCACGUAUCAUUACCAACGUGGAGAAGCUUAACGAAGCCGUUGUUGUGAUGAACAAAAGUCUUCAAGACAUCAACAUCCAGAACAUGAACGUCGAGCUAGUUGCCCAGAUGUUCAAGAACUACCAAUCAAAUGUCUUAUUCCACUUGGAAGCUACGGACAACUUGAAGCCUCCCAGCUAA
Fusarium coffeatum is the source of this 219-nucleotide messenger RNA. RefSeq lists its product as uncharacterized. The coding region runs from base 1 to 219 and encodes 72 amino acids. Gene Ontology annotation, biological process: attachment of spindle microtubules to kinetochore. Gene Ontology annotation, cellular component: DASH complex; mitotic spindle. The transcript is spliced from 5 exons. Lineage: Eukaryota; Fungi; Ascomycota; Sordariomycetes; Hypocreales; Nectriaceae. The record is from RefSeq and is a predicted model, not a curated record.